UUCGCCAGUUUAUAGACAGUCACUGAGGCGUCUAAAACAAGACAAGCUAAUUACUGUAGAACGAUUUUUUAAAAUCAAAAAGUAAACAUGCAGUCCGUACUAGCUCUUCUGCUCAUCGGGAUCCAACUCGUUUAUGCUGGAAAACAUUCCCUGCAAUACUUCUAUACAGCAACAUCAGGUUUACCAAAUUUUCCACAGUUUGUGACAGUUGGGAUUGUAGAUGGACAGCCUUUCACAUACUAUGACAGUAACAUUCGCAGAGAGACUCCCAGACAAGAGUGGAUGGCUAAAUCUGAAGGAGAAGAGUACUGGGAGGGGGAAACUCAGAAGACCAUUGGGACAGAACAAAGCUUCGUGAACAACAUCAAUGUUGCCAAAGAUCGCUUUAAUCAGACUGGAGGUGUUCACACGUUCCAGUUCAUGUACGGCUGUGAGCUGGAUGGUGAUGGCACCAAACGAGGAUACUGGCAGAUUGGUUAUGAUGGAGAGGACUUCAUCAGUCUGGAUAAGAGCACCCGCACCUUCACUGCUGCUAAUCCUCAAGCUAUGACUACCAAGGUUAAAUGGGAUUCCACUGGAGCAUUAGCAAAUUCUCAAUCUAAUUACCUGGAGAACAUAUGCAUUGAGUGGCUGCAGAAGUAUGUGGGUUAUGGCAAGAGCACUCUGGAGAGAAAAGUCUCUCCUCAGGUGUCUCUGCUGCAGAAGUCUCCCUCGUCUUCAGUCUCGUGUCAUGCUACAGGUUUUUACCCCAGUGGAGUAACUAUCUCCUGGCAAAGGGAGGGGCAAGAACAUGAUGAGGAUGUGGAUCUGGGUGAACUUAUUAUCAAUGAGGACGGCACCUUUCAGAGAGUGAGCACCCUCAAUGUUAAACCUGAAGAGUGGAAGAAGAAUGAGUACAAAUGUGUGGUGGAGCAUCAGGGCAAAACCAUUAGAGAGAUUCUGACAGAGGACAAGAUCAAAACUAACCACGCUUCUGUCCCCAUCGGGAUCAUUGUUGGUGUUGUUGCUGUUGUCCUCCUGCUGGUGAUCAUUGCUGUUGCUGGGUUUAUGGUGUAUCAGAAAAAGAAAGGCUUCAAACCUGUUGCGUCUGAUGAUGGCUCUAACAGCUCAACUCAUUCUAAUCAAAACCAUAAAGAUGAGACCAGAUGAGCGUCGAGAGAUGAAGUUAAAAAAGAUGCCUAUUCUGCUGUCCAUCUUGCUUACAACACACACACACACACACACACACACACACACACUUUCUCUCUCUCUCACACACACACAGGAUCAUAUAUUUCAGUGAUGGGAUUGAUCUAUAUUAUGGUUCUACAUUAAUUACAUCUGCAAAGUAAAGUUUUUGUUUCAUCACAUUUUAUGUUCAUUUUUGGUUUUCAUUAAUUGUAGGAACUUGUUCAUUUUAAGAUGGCAUGUUGAUCUCAGAUUUUAAUUGUAAAAUGUAUAUAUUUCUCUUUGGUGACAAAAGUAACCAAGAAUACGAAUAAUUGAUUUGCAAGUUUGAUUCAUUUGUAGGAUUUGUGAUAUUACUGAUUGUGAAAAAAAAAAGAGAAACUUGUGAAAAUAAACACUAGAAAGUGUUUAUAGUCAGUUUAAGCUCUUGAGUAAGACCAGUCUAUAUCUCAGUCUAAGAAAAUCACUCUCUGUAAGUGUGUGAUGUUUCUAGAGAGACUAUUUAUGUGGGAGAUGGAAUAUGAAAUAAAUCAGGGGAAUGCUAUCAAAUUCUUUAUCUACUGCAAAACUUAAAAUAACUUUAAUUUUGGAUGAAUUUUGGAAUUGAGCUACUCCAUCAAUAAAAUUAAACAAUA
Molecule: messenger RNA, 1802 nt
Organism: Onychostoma macrolepis
Lineage: Eukaryota; Metazoa; Chordata; Actinopteri; Cypriniformes; Cyprinidae
Product: H-2 class I histocompatibility antigen, Q9 alpha chain-like
Exons: 8
Coding region: 88-1149 (353 amino acids)
Biological process (GO): immune response
Cellular component (GO): external side of plasma membrane
Source: RefSeq, a predicted model, not a curated record